Diatraea saccharalis (sugarcane borer) is the source of this 1429-nucleotide messenger RNA. The record is from the annotation of a GenBank genome assembly. NCBI's taxonomy places the organism in Eukaryota, Metazoa, Arthropoda, Insecta, Lepidoptera, Crambidae.
AUGGUAAAAGAGAAGAGAAGUCGAAACGGGAAAAUAAGAUUUUCCACCAUACGAGAUCCACCGCUCUAUUCGAGGCAAGCAGAUAUUGUUAGCAUCCGGUACGAGUUCACUGAAUCACUGAGAGGCGCUCGCAUCAUCCUUAUCGAAGGCUACCGAUUCGCCAUAAAGAACAUGAGCAAAGCUAACGCACCGAUAAAGAAGAUACAAUGGAACUGUACCACUCACGGCAAGCAUGGCUGCAAGGCUUCCAUCUUCACAUCUAGAGAUGAGAUCAUCUAUCUCGACAACAAGCACACUCAUCCACCACAAACGGAUAAGAAAUCACAGAACAAAUACUUUCUGCCGGUCUCCAAGACGUUAUUCUCAAUGUUGUCAGGGGGCAGACGAGCAGGCGGAUCACCUGAUGGCAUCCGGUACGAGUUCACUGAAUCACUGAGAGGCGCUCGCAUCAUCCUCAUUGAAGGCUACCGAUUCGCCAUAAAGAAUAUGAGCAAAGUUAACGCACCGAUAAAGAAGAUACAAUGGACUUGUUCCACUCAUGGCAAGCAUGGCUGCAAAGCUGUCGUCUUCACUUCUAGAGAUGAGAUCAUCUUUCUCGACAACAAGCACACUCAUCCACCACAAACGGAUAAGAAAUCGCAGAACAAAUACUUUCUGCCGGUCUCCAAGGUUAAGAUGUUUUAUCGUCAACCGGAUUAUAAGUAAAUGACGUAAUAUUAAUACUUAUUUAUGUACCCUUUAGAUGUCCAGCUUCAAUUCACUUAGUGUGAUAAUCAAGACAUUAAUAUUCUUCCAAAUAUGUUCGAAAAAUUUGGAACAUUCUAGAUGUUUUAAUUUGAAGUAUUUAACAUUCUGUCCAGCAUCUGAUAUGUAUUUGUAUUUAGGAUGUCUUAUAUAUGUGUGUAUAUCGAUGUAUCUAAUGUAAUGGUAUAAGUAGUCAAUAAGUCAAAUGAGCUUCUUAAUUCUGCAAACGAUGUACUCAUUUCUAAUACAUGAAAAUCAGUACUAAGGAGUGAUGCAGUAUUAAGGAAAGUUUACUUUUGUUUUAUUUUCUGUUCUCUUUUGUUAAAAGUUAACAAUUUAAUGGACUUGAUAUCUAGUCAAUUGUCAUUAAGUAUGUAAUCAAUUUCAAAGUCUUUUGACUUAUUUUUAAGAUUAAAAGUAGAGAUUUAAGGCUAAAAUUUUGAGGAUGGAAUGUAUUUGAAAAUAGGUAAGUGAAAUAUGUGGUGCUAUUGUUGAGAUCAACUAAUUGAAUGUUGUUUGGAUGUGAUGAAAAUAAUCUAGUCGAAAUUAAUGAAUUGUAAAAUUAAUCGAAAGUGCCACAGUUGCGAUGGUUUUAAAUGAUUACUGUUAGUUUUUAUCGUCAAUUUAUUUUGUUUUUACGGUGUGGGUGACGAACGCUUGUUGUGAAUUACGGUUGAAAUGGAAC